Messenger RNA from Drosophila takahashii, 2208 nucleotides. RefSeq lists its product as uncharacterized. The record is from RefSeq and is a predicted model, not a curated record. Lineage: Eukaryota; Metazoa; Arthropoda; Insecta; Diptera; Drosophilidae.
UUCACACUUUUAUAUCAUACUUAACCCUGGGAUCUUCGAAAUCUAAACAUUCCAUGAUGAUGAGACCCACGCAGCACUCGGUGAUCCACUCGCUGGGCAAGAUUUCGCAGGUAUCCAUGGAGGGUUCGCACUCCAACAAGCACAACUUCAUGGAGGCCCACGAUGACGAUGAGCAGCAGCCGGAGAACAGAUUUGUGGCCAACGAGACGGUGGAGGACAUUCUGAACGAGGUCCUGCGCACGCAGAACUUCCAGCUGAAGAAGUCGGACAGCACCCUCGAUGAGCACUGCCAGUCGGUGAGAUCCAGGCCGAUGAGGAUCAGGCCGCAACUGGACCUGGAUCUGGACAUGGACCCGCGGCUGCGCAACUGGAAUCGCGUGCUGGAGCAGCGAAGGCGAUUGCAGGAGCGGAUCGAGCGGCAGACGGGUAAGCGGGCCCAGGAUGUGCUCUUCAACCGAUCGGCGACCAUCGACGAGGCCAGCAAGCGGAUGAUCCUGCGCGUCCUGGACACAGCCGACCGAUCGCAGCCCCUCGUUCGCCUCAAGGAGAAUGCCACCCUGACCUCGCUGAAGCCGCGCCGAGAUCCCGAUCUUUGUCGCGAGCUAAACGAGCUGUAUGCCGUGAAGCCGCAGUUGCAGCAGGUGGAGUUUGUCGGCCUGCCGCAGGUCACCCAGCAGGAGUUGGCCGCCACCCAAGUGCCGCCCCAUGCGGUGGAGAGCCAGUGGCAGCGCUCCAAGGUCCUGAGCCAGCGCCUCGAGGCCAAGAAGCACGCCAUCCAGCAUGUCCUGGAGUUUGCGCCCGACCUUCAGGAGCUGCAGGUCACGCCGGCAGUUGUGGAACGGGCCAACAAGACGCCGGCGAUCAUCAAAGUCGGCGAGUCCUUCUUGAGGAACCUCUCCGGUGACUCCACCUCGGUGGAGGAGGAAGAGGACUCGGAGCUUGGCCUGCUGUCCUUUGAUGAGGAAGAGGGUGAGGAUGAAGCCGCAGCUGAGAAAAUCAUCAAGGAAAUUGUCGGUGGGCGAGUGGAGGUCAAUGAUUUGGAAGAGCCACAGGACGUGAAUGGGUUGAUGAUCAAUGGCAUGCUCCUUGAUUACCACAAUCCCACCGGCGCCACCGGCAAAUCUAUCCAUAUGCUGCUUAAAUGUGAGCCCUAUCAGCGGAAAGUCGAGAUGCUUUUGGAUAUCCAGAACCUCAGUCCCAAGUUGGUGCAUGUCUUUUGGCUAAACAAGACCCGCCUGCGUUCCGAUCGCUUGCCCAUGGAUUCCGAGCUGAUCUUUGACCGCAGCGAGUUCAUCCUGGAGCCGCAGGGUCGUCGCCUCAUCCGGGUGAUGUUCCAGCCGCAAAUCGUGGGCCUCUUCACGCAGCGAUGGUACGUGUGCCUACAGAGAACGCCCUUCUGCGGCACCCGUCGGCUGGACGUCAUCCUCCAGGGUCAGUGCACCAUGCCGGCUAUCUUUCAGAGGCGCUUGAAGGAACACCGAAGGGUGCCGGUGGCCAAGCAGAAGAAGAUGCAGGCGCACAGCAUCCUCCACAUGCAGUCCAGUCUGGCGCCCAUUAUCGAGAAUCCCCGGCCAUUGUGUCCCUACCAGAGAUCCUUGGAUGAGCGAGAGAUUUUCAAUGCCCAGAAUCCUUCCUAUCGCUGCGAGCGAUACGAGGAUCUGGAGGCUCUCAAGGAUAUAUACGGACUGGCCAAGAAGCCGCGAGAUCGACCCUGGGACCUGAGAAUCGAGACCCUGCGUCGCUUCAUCGGCAAGCAGAAGAGCCGCUUCCUGCGCGAGAAUCUGCACAACCAGCUGGUGACUCUUCUCCAGCCGAUGAAGUGCAACAGGUGCUCUGCCUUUCCCCUCCUGGAACACAAUCCCCAGCAGGAACGGUCCCGCUUCAUCUACGUGCGCGGCACCAUCAGCAGUUUCGUCGACGAAUGGGAGGCCAUGGCCCUCGGUUUGGAUGAACAGUUCUUCAAGCUGGAGCUCCUGCGUUAUCUGCCCGAGAAGAAUCCGUAUGAACCAAACGAUGAAAUGAAUGUGGUGGAAGAUAUCUCGAAGAGAGUGAGGUCUAACAAGUACCUCAAGGACUCGCUCUACAUGCAGACCUACAAUCUGCUUUGCGAUGCCGCCGAGGACAUUGUGUCCGUCAUCGAAAGCACUGCUGGCUAAGAUUCAAACAGCAAAGCAGACUGAGGUGCUCUUUCAUCUCCUCUCAGCUACA